AUGACUGAGGACAAUCACUCCUUGACAACUGAGUUCAUCCUCACAGGAUUUAUGGAUCACCCAGAUAUGAAGACCCUAUUGUUUGUGGUGUUCUUUGCUAUCUAUCUGAUCACUAUGGUGGGUAAUCUUGGUUUGGUGGCAUUGAUUUUCAAGGAGCGCCGUCUGCACACACCAAUGUACAUCUUUCUGGGCAACCUGGCUCUGAUGGAUUCCUGCUGCUCCUGUGCCAUUACCCCCAAGAUGUUACAGAACUUCUAUUCUGAGGACAGAACAAUUUCACUCCAUGAAUGCAUGGCACAGUUUUAUUUUCUCUGCCUUGCUGAAACUGCAGACUGCUUUCUCUUGGCAGCAAUGGCUUAUGAUCGCUAUGUGGCAAUAUGUAGUCCACUGAAGUACCACACCAUGAUGUCAAAGCAACUCUGCAUUAAAAUGGCCAUAGGGGCCUUUAUAGCUGGGAACUUACAUUCCAUGAUUCAUGUUGUACUUCUAUUAAGGUUAACCUUCUGCAGAUCUCAUAAAAUCAACCACUUUUUUUGUGAUGUUCUUCCAUUAUACAGACUCUCUUGUGUUGACCCUUAUAUCAAUGAACUGAUGAUACCUAUCUUUUCAGGGUCAAUUCAAGUCUUCACUAUUACCAUAGUAGUAAUUUCUUAUCUUUGCAUCCUUUUCACUAUUUUCAAAAUGAAAUCCAAAGAAGGAAGAGGAAAAGCUUUGUCUACUUGUGCAUCUCACUUUCUCUCUAUCUCAAUGUUCUACGGCUCUCUUCUCGUCAUGUACAUUCGUCCAAGUUCAGUUGAAGAAGUGGAUAAAGAUAUACCAGUUGCUAUUUUUUAUACUUUAGUAAUUCCUUUAUUAAACCCUUUUAUUUAUACUCUAAGAAAUAAGGAAGUAAUGAAUGUUGUGAAAAGAAUUAUGAAGAAGAGAAAACCUGCUAACAUUCUGAAACAGAUAUCAUCUACUGUGACUACUUGA
Molecule: messenger RNA, 972 nt
Organism: Orycteropus afer afer
Lineage: Eukaryota; Metazoa; Chordata; Mammalia; Tubulidentata; Orycteropodidae
Product: olfactory receptor 5K1-like
Biological process (GO): sensory perception of smell; G protein-coupled receptor signaling pathway
Cellular component (GO): membrane
Molecular function (GO): odorant binding; G protein-coupled receptor activity; olfactory receptor activity
Source: RefSeq, a predicted model, not a curated record